Aedes aegypti (yellow fever mosquito) is the source of this 1457-nucleotide messenger RNA. RefSeq names its product prostaglandin E synthase 2 (gene Su(P)). NCBI's taxonomy places the organism in Eukaryota, Metazoa, Arthropoda, Insecta, Diptera, Culicidae. The transcript is spliced from 3 exons. Gene Ontology annotation, cellular component: mitochondrion. The coding region runs from base 201 to 1379 and encodes 392 amino acids. Gene Ontology annotation, molecular function: prostaglandin-E synthase activity. The record is from RefSeq and is a predicted model, not a curated record.
GUUUUUCAGUGAGAUUCCUGCAGGCAUGCUUGGCAUCCUUGCUCCAGAUGAUAUCGAAGGGCUGACCCAGCGUGCAAAUCCCCGAAUGUCAAAAUUUCAUAACAUUUUCCGAUCGGAAAAGAUUUUGUGAGAUUUGUGCCAGUUUUUUCAAGUUAUCUACAGUGUUUAAAUUAAAAUAUAUAGUAAAAUAUCGCAAGGCAAUGGCGACGUUUCGUUUGGGCAUCGUCGGUCACUCAGCGGUGCGUUUUUCCGCCGGUGGUUUCCGCCUGAACCGCCCACAGCAAUCCAAUGUGAUAAGGUUAAUGACGACUUCUGCCGGGAAGCAAACAUCCGGUGGUACUCUUCGAUUGGCCCUUAAGGGUAUGGCUGUAGGUGCCCUGCUAGGAACCGGGUGGUCAGGAUACAACUACUUCCGGGGAGAACCAACAGAUCACAUGCUACACGAGAAAACCGAACCGACGUAUUUGGAUCGGUUACCUGACGUGAGAAUAAUGAGGAAAGUUGUAAAUCCGAAAGAUGAUUCCGGCUUGGAACUGGUGCUGUUCCAGUUUCAGACGUGCCCUUUCUGUUGUAAGGUACGAUCAUUCCUGGAUUACAGCGGAUUGUCCUACUCGGUCGUUGAAGUUGACGCUGUGCUGCGGCAAGACAUCAAAUGGUCCAGUACUAAAAAGGUUCCCAUCGUGUUGGCCAAGACCCGAUCGGGAAAAUAUGUACAGCUCAUGGAUUCUAGCAUGAUUGUUUCGGUGUUGGCUAGCUACCUGAAGGACAAAAGUCAGGAUAUCGGGGAGUUGGCCAAGUAUUAUCCGUCCAUUUCGUUUGUCAAUGAAUCCGGCCGGAAAACUAGCGACAUAAUGAACAAAUACUUCCUGAUGUUGCAGGAUUCCAAACAGCACAAGGCGAACGAUGCACAAGAUGAAGAACGAAAGUGGCGCUCGUGGGCGGACGAUCACCUGGUGCAUCUCAUCUCACCGAACGUUUACCGGACUAAGGACGAAGCGUUGGAAACCUUCGAGUGGUUUUCGGAUGUCGGUGAAUGGGAUGUGCACUUUCCGAAGUGGGAACGUGACAUGAUGGUUUACGUUGGUGCCAUGGCCAUGUGGGCUAUCAGUAAACGGCUGAAGAAACGCCAUCAACUGUCGGACGACGUUCGGUCCCACAUUUACGAUGCUUGCGAUAAGUGGAUUGCAGCAGUGGAGAAACACAAAACACCGUUCCUGGGUGGUAAGGUGCCAAAUUUGGCUGAUUUGGCAGUCUUCGGUGUCUUGAACAGCAUGGAAGGAUGCCAGGCCUUUAAGGAUUGCUUGGAAAACACGAAAAUCGGUGGUUGGUUUUAUGCAAUGCGGAAAGAAGUUAUGAGCAAUCGAGGUCACGUGGCUUAAAAAAAGUGUGCUGUAAUUUAUAGUUUACCGUUGAUUUUGAAGCUGUUAAUAUACCAAUGUAGACUUUACAUAAAACAA